Aspergillus niger is the source of this 1644-nucleotide messenger RNA. RefSeq lists its product as uncharacterized. Gene Ontology annotation, biological process: protein refolding; response to heat. Lineage: Eukaryota; Fungi; Ascomycota; Eurotiomycetes; Eurotiales; Aspergillaceae. The coding region runs from base 1 to 1644 and encodes 547 amino acids. Gene Ontology annotation, molecular function: heat shock protein binding; ATP binding. The record is from RefSeq and is a predicted model, not a curated record. The transcript is spliced from 3 exons. Gene Ontology annotation, cellular component: cytoplasm.
AUGAGUGCUGCUUCCGCCGCAAUGCCCAAAGCCGCGGCUAUUCCCGCUCGUUUACUGCGGACUUCGCGACAAUGCUCCAAGCAGAACCCGGCCGCCAGUGUCCGAUCAUCCACCACAGUUCGGACUUAUCAUGUGUCGGCUGCUUCUCCAACAAGCCAGCGCCUGCGGGAUGGUGUUCGUAGCAAGAACAGUCCGGCAUUCCUGUCGUCAAGGGUUUUCCAUACGACCGCUCCUCUUGGAGCCAUGUCUGACCCGUAUAAAGUUUUAGGAGUCGACAAGGGUGCUUCUGCAGGCGACAUCAAGAAAGCUUACUAUGGAAUGGCCAAGAAAUACCACCCGGAUACCAACAAAGACCCUGGCGCCAAGGAAAAGUUUGCGGAAGCUCAGUCGGCCUACGAACUUCUAUCCGAUCCGAAGAAGCGCGAGAAUUUCGACCGAUUCGGCUCAGCUGCUUUUGACCAGAACGGCGGCUUCGAUCCCAGUGGCGGUAACCCAUUUGCCGGCGCCGGUGGUUUCCACGGCUUCGGUGGAGGAUUUGGUGGUGGAUUCCCUGGAGGAUUCUCGGGUGACAUCAACUUCGAAGACUUGUUCGGCGCAUUUACCGGCGGCGCUCGCCGUGCGGGUCGAGGACGCCGAAGCCCGUUCCAGGAGAUCUUGGUUGGCGAAGAUAUCGAGGUUCAGACCAACAUUUCCUUCAUGGAAGCUGCGAAGGGUACUUCCAAGGAUAUAGUCAUCACUCCCCUGAAGGAGUGUGGCACCUGUGAUGGAGAUGGACUGAAGAAGGGUGCUAAACGAACGCAAUGCCGUCAGUGCAACGGUUCUGGCACCCGGGUACACUUCAUGCAGGGAGGAUUCCAAGUUGCGGCUACCUGCGAUGCCUGUGGAGGUGCGGGAAUGACUGUUCCCCGCGGAUCCGAAUGUGGCGGGUGUAAAGGAAGUGGUGUGGUCAGAGAUCGCAAGACUGUCCAGGUCGACAUCCCCGGCGGUGUCGAGGAUGGCAUGCGUCUGAGAGUGUCCGGAGAAGGUGACGCCCCUCCUACGGGCACCGCAGCAGCCCCUGGCUCCCGUACGCAGCGUGGUGACUUGUACGUCUCCAUUCGGGUCUCCCCCGAUCACCGCUUCAGCCGCUCCGGCUCCGAUAUUCUCUACACAGCCUCUAUUCCUCUCACCACUGCUCUGCUUGGCGGUGAGGUGACGGUCCCGACUUUGGACGGCGAGGUCAAGGUCAAGGUUGGAACGGGUACCGGCACGGGUGACCGCAUUACUCUCUCGGGCAUGGGCAUGAAGAAACUCAGUGGCCGUUCUAGAGCCUUCACUCCUACCGGUGACUUGAAGGUUGAGUUCAAGGUUGCCAUGCCGAAGUAUUUGACUAGCAACCAGCGGACAAUCCUCGAGGUUCUAGCGGAUGAAAUGGGUGACAAGACGGCCAGACGCAUCAUGGACAUCCCCAAGGAUGGAUCAACUCCUGACUCCGGCGCCACCUCCGAUUCUUCCAAGAACGAGGGAUUCCUUAAAUCGGCCUGGCACAAGCUCAUGAACCACUCGAAACAAUCGGGAUCGGAAGGCUCGGGUAGCGAGUCAGGCAAGAAGGACCGCAGCGACAGCAACAAAUCCGACGAUGAGAAGAAGUCCGGCUCCAGCUAA